Molecule: messenger RNA, 2250 nt
Organism: Penicillium vulpinum
Lineage: Eukaryota; Fungi; Ascomycota; Eurotiomycetes; Eurotiales; Aspergillaceae
Product: F-box protein
Exons: 1
Coding region: 1-2250 (749 amino acids)
Molecular function (GO): protein binding
Source: RefSeq, a predicted model, not a curated record
AUGCCGGCGCUGCGGUCUUCGAGUCAAGACUAUGCCUGUCAUAUGUCCACGAGUGCUUCCACCAAGCACACCAAACGAAGCUCGACGAGGCUAAUGCCCUCCAUUUUGAACAAGUCUGUGGCAGGAUACAUGUCAAAGGCUCAACCUCUGUCAAAAUACAAUCUGGCGACCAGCUCGUCCUCUCCUGCUGCAAAUAUUGUACCGGCAGAGAUCCUACUGGAGAUUUUCUCCAUGCUGACACCACGGGACUUCGACAAUGCCCGGCGGACAUGCUCACAGUGGAUGCGGACUAGCCUGAACCACAAGCUUCUUGAGAAUAUGCUAAAAAGGGCAGGGUGGUGGGAUGCAUGGCUGCAAGAUCGUCAAACACCACGCAUCUCCCGGCUAGAUGAAAGCGAGGCCUGGAGGAUGAGCCGUCGCUUUGCAACAGAAUGUCUCCUUUCGGGGCGAAGGAUGAAUGUCGGGAAACCGGGCUUUUCCACCACCACUGUGGUAGACUUUUCAAGUCUGUCUGACUCUGCAAGUAGGAAAUCCCGCGGUACUCGUCUUCGGCCGGUUUUGGCCGAAGGAAAAGGGUCAGGGGUGUCAACUUUCAGUAUUAGCAGUUGCAGCAACUAUCUGCUGGUGACAUCAGGCUGCAUAAUCUUUAUUUAUUCACUUUUGGGUCGGAGGUCUAGGCCAACAUCUGCAAAAGACUUCGGCGAUGCUGACUUGGCGCUUGUCUCACGCAUCUCAUGUCCGUUCGAUAUUAUAUCGGCCGCCAUCGACACCAGCAAGCCCCAAUUCACCAUCGCUGCAUUGCUUUGCAACCGUGUUGGUAUGAUCUGCAAUUUGGAUAUGGCUUGCGCCAAAGACUCAGCUACCAAGGGAUCUCAUUCCAAUAGGAUAAUGGCCACCUCAUCCCGCCACUUCUUCUACAACGUCUGCACAGCAGACAACCCACCCCGGACAGUUGCUCUCUGUCCCGGCCAGCCGGUCAUUGCCUUCGGCUGCGCUGCAGGCAUGGAGAUUCACAGCGUGAACGAAACAAAGCGCAAUGAGCAACGCAGAUACUUCACUCUCCCCCAGCCGUCAGAAACCCUUCAUUUCCUCCCAAGUAGCCCAGAAACGCCCAGCGAGCUACGUCUCAUUUCCUCACUAUCCGGACCGGGCUUCCACGAAUGCAAAUGCCCACCUUCGCCCUCCCCUUCAUCUUUAUCCUCAGAAUCAUCACCAAAAAUCGAAUCAAAAACCAGCCAAUUCCAUUUCCUUGCAGAUAUCCAGUCCUUCAAUCGCCGCCGCAUUCCCCACGCCCCAUCCCGCAGUUUCGUCCGUGCAACACACUGCCACCACUAUCGUGCCGUCCCCAUUAACGACGGUUUCCACAUCAUGUUCAUCGAACCACGCACAAGCCUAUUAUGCAUCGGCACCGAUGCUCCAAUUGGUGGGCCAACAAGCCUAGCUCGCGCAUUCGUCUGCAUUCCGCCGCCUUUCUCAAACACUCACCGACAGAUCAAGACACCACCCCCAUCCCCAUCUCUCUCAAACAAAACUCCGACUCCAACAGACAUCCCAGUCCCAACAACCUUCACCGCAGGCUCCGACCUCCGCUGGGGUCUCCGUGUCGUUGCAGCAUAUGGCGACCGCCUCGUGCUGUACUCUAUUCCUUUAGACGUAUUCAACGUGAUCCGUAAGGAGCGUAAACGUCAAGGUGACGGGGUAAUGGGCGAUGGCGAUCUCGCGCUCGAUUGGUACGUUGACUCAGAGAGGUCCCGCAAACGAUGUGAGAGUCUGGUGCAGAACCAGAAUGGUGAGUGGGAGUUCCUUUUAUCUGUCUCGUAUCAACCUACGGCUAUGAUGUGGCCGUUUAAGAUAUAUGGCAAGGAGAUUGGGUCUGUCAAGGGGACUGUGGAGCUUGCUUUGCAGUCUUCUGAGGGUGGGGUUAGGGUUUGGGCCUUUGGGGAAGAUGGUAAAGGCACGGUGUUGGAUGUUGAUACUGGUAAUGCUCCCACUCGGUCUCUUGGUGUUGGUUCUGAUGGGGGAUUGGAGGAUCUUGGUAUCGUUCAAAGGGCUGGUUUGGGUUCGAGGAAACGGAAGUUUGAGGAGAUGAGGACUGGGUUUGUGGGUCGAUAUGGUGCUGGUCGCUAUUCGGCUGGAGUAGAUGGGAUCAAGCCUUGUGCUGCUGGUGUUCAUGGUAUACAUCAAGAUCCGUCUAUUCGGCGUUCAUCUUUUGCAGCUUGUAUUAUAGACUUUAAGAUUCCUUUGUAUUAA